Molecule: messenger RNA, 24567 nt
Organism: Lymnaea stagnalis (great pond snail)
Lineage: Eukaryota; Metazoa; Mollusca; Gastropoda; Lymnaeidae
Source: the annotation of a GenBank genome assembly
CCCAUUCCCUUCCCGUCACAGCGUCCUUAAACUUGACGCGAAUGGUGUCAUUACACACCAAAUGUUUUUAAAUAGGCCACUACAGGUGAGAACUUUUACGGCUUUCUACUUAAUAAUAUACCUAUUUAGGCAUAUAUUUGUUUACAAUUUAAAAAAAAAAAUUAAAACAAAUAUUAUUUGUGUUGAAAUAAGAGUUAUCAAUAUCACAACAACCCGUAAAGUUAUGGGGCAGGCAUGCUAUACUAUCAUCACUAAUAAAGUAAUAAAUAAGGACUCAACAAAAUGGCGGUACAGGUGCCAACCAGGAAAUGCCAUAAUUAAAUUGAAAAUCAAAUAUAUCUGUUUAUCUACGGGUUUCAUAUGCUAUAUUUUUUCAAAGUGCAUAAAAUAAGGAAUUAUGAAUAAUCUUUUAUUUAAGUUUAUUCUGUAAUUUAAAAUAUUUGCAAAGGCAUAGGCCAAGAAAUAUGUAGAAUGUAGGCAAUACUAAUAAUAUUAAUAAUGACUGUAAUACACAGUAUAAAUAAUGUAUAGUACUGAGACUACUGAGAGUCUUAAUAGUAAUAUUGUAAAAAUAGUGAAAUAGAUUGAGUCAAUCAUUUUAUUGAAAAGCCAUCAUCUUUACAUUUGUAUCACUAUAAUUUAUUUUUAUCUUACUAUUCAUUUUUCCCUUAAAGAAUUAAUAUUAGCUAGUUGUAAUUAUAAGAAUAAGAGAGGUAUUCAAUUGGGUGGCUUUCAUUAAACAUCUCUCUCACACUUACUCUAUCCCGUGUAUCCUCUAAACCAGGUUUCCCCAAAUGGUGGUCAGUGCAACAUAAAAAUUGAUGGUUUUAAUAUAAUUAUUCAAUAAAUCUGGCCUUGGUCCCUGGUGCCAUUUCAAAACUGGUCCGCCAAUCCAACAAACUUAAUGGCUUGUUGGGAAAUGCUGCUCCAGACCAGUCGUUGGCCUACUGGCGGUAUUCAUAUGAUUCAUACUGUCUAAGGCUAGUCACCUACACACGUUGGCCUACUGAUAUUCAUACGAUUCAUACUGUCUAAGACUAGUCACCUACACGCAUUAAAACAUUAACAGUCGUUCUGGACGGUACAUUUUCAUGACUUGUUACGUAAGCCUUUAGGUUAAUAGCAUUUGGCAAAGACUAGUUUUGAGAAACUAACUUAAACUGGCAAGGGCAUCAUGAUGGUAAUCUUUAAUAAUAAAGCAAAUAAUCCCAGGCAGAUGGCAUUUGUGAUGUCAACAAUCACUCAAGUCAUCUGUCAGGCAUGGUAUCUACAUAGGAGCUGUUUAUGGAUUUAGAGAUACAAUUUUCCCUGUUCUCCAGUUCUGAAAAAUUGGAAAUGAGUGAAACAAAGUAGGGGAAAACCUGAAAAAAGGAUGCAACAAAUUAACAAAUAUCUUGGAAGGAAUCCUUCAGGGCAAACAAACAACAGUUAAAAACAAUAUUAAAUAAAAAUAAACACUCUGCUUCAAUGUAGUAUCCGCGAGGACAGCAAGAGGAAUGUGCUGAAAAAUUGCAUGAUUUUUUGAAGUUACAUCCCCUUGUUUUGAACACCAGUCAUCACAAUUUAACAAUAUUUAGUAGGAUAUAAUCAAGGCCUACAAAUUCAGAGAUGUUUCUAUGAUUUUUCUGGGUAAUAAGAAGAAACAGUUUGAAAGAAGUGAUUGAUUAAAAUACUGUGUUUAAGUGUUAGUUUUUUAUAUAUUUUUACAGUUGUAUUUGGAGAAAAGUUAAGAAUUUUGUUUCUAAAUUUUUUUGUCCAGAUUUGCAAAAUGUGGCUAGAAUUAGCUUGCUGGGCGCUUCUAAUUGCGCUUACGGCCUCACAGUCUGGUGGAGGGCCGCCGCGAGAAGAAAACUGCCUCAUUGACACAAGUGUUGGAUGCUCAUAUGCACGAUCACCGUAAGCUUUAAGAAUCAAGAAAGAAAAAUUGCAGACUUUUAAUAACAAAACAUGUUGAGUGAAUUUUAAAUGAAACAGUAAUUGUGUUGUUUUGGAUUUAGUUGUAAAAUGUUUUUCCUAUCACCAUUGUUUUCUCUACCAGACAAUACCUCAUCAUUGCCCCGAGGAAAAUAAGACCCAAUCAGGUGUUUCAGAUAUUUGCAACAAUUCUAAGGAUGGAGUACAAGCAGGAGUUUGUGCAUGUCAUAGUGUCCAUCAUCAAAGGAGACACAGAAUAUGCUAAUACCGCUUUACGCUUUGACCGGCCAUCCAGUCGUAUUAUGCAGCUACAGGUAAAUUAAACAGUUCAUUAAUGAGGACAUUUGAUGAUGAAAAUAUUCCUUAAAAGAUGUUGAGUUGUCCGAUAAAGUAUUUAAAUGAACUUAGCGCGAUAUUAUUUUGCUAUUACUGUUGUUAAAUUAAAACCUUUAACUUGCUUGAAAUAUAAAUGACUUUAUUCAUUUGUUCACUUGAUUGUCGAAUUGUAAGACAAAGAUGAGAAACAAAAUGUUUGCCUUUUUUCUCAUUUAUUGUUCAAUAUCCUAAUAAAUUUUACCCCGAAAUUUUGACUAUAGGUUUGGCCUUUUGGUAAUGUUUAACACACACAGAACCUGUUACGUAAAUAUUAUAUAAUUUUAUAUUUCUCUUUGCAUUUUGUAUUGAAUUUCUAGAUGCCAUCUAAUGCACAAGAAGGACAGUACAGGCUCAGGGUAGAGGGUCGUCUAAAUGAACAAGACACUGGUAACAUCUGGCAGAAUGAAACAGACAUUGACUUCAGCACCAAGCAAGCAUCUCUCUUUCUGCAAAUGAGCAGGCCUCUUUACAGACAAGGGCAGAGAGGUUAAAGCUCUUUUAUUGUAACAAUUUAAUUAGAUGUUAGUUUACAAAGGAGAGCAGGCAGUCAAAAAUAAUUGAAUUUAACAGUCCACUGUAUAUCAAAAUCUAAUUUAGACUAUAAUAGUUCACUUUACAUAGACUUUAAUAGUCCACUUUACAUAGACUUUAAUAGUCGGCUUUACAUAGAUUUUAAUAGUCUGCUUUACAUCAAAUCUAAUUUUACACUUUAAUAGUCCACAAUUUUCAAAAUCUAAUUCCAAACACAAUUACAGAAAUUGCACUAUCUAAAAUGCUGCAAAAAUGUUAUUUCAAGAUGUAUAGGAUGACAUGAGCCUAAAUGUUUCUGCUUUAGUAGACAUUUGUUUGCGUCAUGCUUGUUCACUGUUUAAUAAAUGUUAGUUUAGUUGUUAGAAUAUAACCAUGCAAAUAUCAUACAUUUCACAGUACAAUUCCGCAUCAUCCCUAUUUUACCCAAUAUGAUGCCCAAGUAUGGAAGCAUGGUUGUUUACGUUGAUGUAAGUUAUAUAUGUAAUUAAACAUUCAAUAGAGUAUAAUUAUAUUUUUAUACAAUUUUAUGUUCAAAUAAUUUUAGAGUUUAACAUUUUUAAUAUUUUUUUAAAAUAUAUUUUAUUAAAAAAUUUGUAUAAUUGAUAAAAGAUGUAUCCACUGAAAAUUAGUAUUGAUUAUUAAUAAUUAACUCCCAGGAUCCUACUGGCAUCCCUGUACGGCGCUGGCAAGGUUUGCAGACUAAUGCUGGAGGUAAGCUUCAAGCUUUAGUAGCCAUUAUUAACAUGAAAGCAAUAGAUUAUAUUUUUAGUUUUAUAUUAGUAAUUAUUAGUUAAAAUUUCUGGAACUCCCUAUAUGGAUAUAUUAACCAAAAUGUAUUUUCAUUUCUGUAUGUUAUUACACCUUCAUUAAAAGGACAGCCAUCAUUUACAUGGAAUAUCUAAUGUUCAUUCUUUUUUGACCAGGCAUUGUGAGUCAGAGCUUUAUGCUGUCAGAUCAACCUAACUUUGGAACUUGGAACAUCAGAGUUGAUGCCUUCGUAAGUUGAAUUAAGGGCAGAGGGUUAAGAAGAUACAAUUGUUCACAGAAUACAUUGAUUUCAUUAGGCAAAUCCUUGGCUGUUGAAAGAUUAACUGGUAGAUGCUGUCUCAGACUAUCUUUAGUCUACCCUUAGCCUUAGUGUUUGUCCAUAAUCUUUUAGGAUCUCAUACUAAAUUUACAGUCUUUUUUCUUCUCCUGGUGCAUAAAUGUUUAGGGCUUCAUUAAAAUAUAUAAUUUUAAAAUCUUUGACAGGGUCAUAUUUACAGACAUCCAUUCAUUGUGGAAGACUUUUGUAAGUACAUAUAUAUAUAUAAUAAAGAUACAACAGUUUGAAAUUAAUUUGAAAUUAACAUUUUGUAAGCAUUUAUUUAACCUGUCAUAUGCUAUAUAGCAGUUAAAAACACCACAAAUGCAACUAUGUUUUUUUAUUCUGAAUCUUCUUCAACUUUAUGCAGUGCAACAUUCUUUAAAUUAUUGGAUCCAGGUCUAAAGAAGUUUCCAUUUUAAACUUGAUUAUCUACUUUCAGGGGAGCCUCGCUUUGAUGUGAAUGUAUCAGUGCCUCCUUAUGUUAUGGAGACCCCAGAUGUUAAGAUCAGUGGAGUAAUGUUAGCCAAGUGAGUCCAUCCAUUUAUUGUUAUGUAUUUUUAAAGCAAACAUUAAGCUUAAAUUGGGUAACGGUGGUGAGAGAGAGUUGUCAUUUUUCGUAUAUUCCAUCAAGAACUAUAUACCCAGUCAUGGCUUUUCAUGUUUGUUUGCUAUUUUUUUGGUGCAUAUUUGAGGAAGUCCUUUGCUUUUCUUUCUCCAGAUUAGCAUUAUAAAUAUUUACAUUGUAUAAAAUUUCAAAGAUAUGAAUUUAAUUGAAAAUGCAAUUUUCAAAAAAAGAAUUCCAACUCUUAGAGAAUAUUGAAAGUUUAGCAUUUAGAAAAAUAUUUAGUUGAUCUUCAUUAGAACUCAUAGAUACCGUUUAUAUUCUUGUGUAUGUCGAGAAAUUGUAGACGAUAAAUUCAUUUUAAAACACAGAGUUGACUUAACAGCAGGUCAGUGCUAGUUUCAAUAGAAUUGAGUACAUUGAAUGCUGGGCAGUUUAGAGUGAAUUGUGAAUUGCAUGACUGAAAUCUGAUACUAAGCCACAUGUGUCCUAGCUCACUGCUGAGUCCGUCAGCUUCCAUCAUUUGGAGGAGUGAGGAUUCUGGUAUAAAUCGUGGGUAUGUCACAUGAUCACCCAUUUCAAGAAAGCGUUGGCCCAAUGACACUGGCUAUAGUUUAGUAUACAGUGCAGUGAUUGCUGCUAGGUAAAAUCUGACAAAAUUAUACACAUCCCAGAAUUUCAUAGCCCCAAGUUCUACCCUUAACUUAUUCAAGAGUCAUAACAUAUUUCAUAAUUGUUGGUAAAAAAACUGCCCUCAACUUAUAGGCGAGAUUGACUUAUAGACGAGUAUUUACGGUACUUAUCUAUGGAUGGUUAUUGCAUGUCUGUACAGAAUGAGGGAUUGUCAGAUGUGACAUUACUCUUCUUGUUUUAUUUGGAUUACAAACUUCAUUGACAAACUUCUGUCAUUGUGUCUAGAUAACUUUGAUUUUUGAAACAGAAAUUAUUUUUUUAAAAUACCAGCAUUCUAUUCAGUAUGUUUAUGAGUUUUUGAGAACAUGACUAUUUAUUCCAAUUUAUUUUAAUUUAACCUUGCUCAUCUCAUUUUUUUAAAUAUUAUUGAAUCAUGACUAUUUCAAGAUUUUUUAAGAAUGACAAAAUAAUUUCAUUUGUACUUUAUAAACAUUUAUUUUAUGUACAAAAUAAAGCAUUUACCAAACCAGAAUGUUUGAUCUAAAUAGUGGUUAUUUUCUUAUAUUUAUAAUUAUGCUUCAUUUUCACUGCCUUCUAUUGCUUCCAUCAACCAGCCACACAAGUGGUCGACCUUGUGUAGGCAAUGCCUCUGUUACUGCAUUCUUCCGACCUCGUGAGGAAAUUUGGAAUAGAACAAAAGGCUGGGAAAAGCCUUAUUGGGAUGCACAAAAAAGUGGAUUUAACCAGAAAUCUGGAAUACCAACAGAGCUUCCGGAUUAUAAGCCUGUACACUCAAUCCCAGUUAAAGACUACUACAUGUAUUUUGCUUAUGAAUAUAGAUUCAUACAAUAUGUAAGUUGAAUUUUUGGGUUUCAUUAAAACUUGCCUCUAUUCAUGUAACUCUGGCACUUCAAAAUCAACAGUACACAUUUAUUUAUAACUUUAUAAGUUUACCACUUUUAAUUUAUAUUCUGUGUGCAUAAUUGUUUAUUUUGUUUGCAACUUUAUUGCAUUAUCAGUUUAUUUAUGGUUUUAAUUCUUAAAUUUUUCUUUGUCCUUUUGACAAAAAGGAGCAUGCGUAAAUAAAUAUAGGUCUAACUUUUGUUGGAAAUUUUUUUGUUGGUUAAAGAAAAUUAAAUGAUAUCCAAUAAAUUAAUGUAUUUGAGUGUGUUUUCUAACAUUGCGCUCUAGAAGAAAUGCACAUAAAGGAUAUCAGUGGUUAAAAUCUCAAAUAGUAAAAAAAAAAGUAUUAAUUUAUUUGCUCUAGUCUUUAAUGAAAAAAAUCAAAUCUUUAUGCUUUCAGUUUGAGGGUCGUAUAGACUUUGAAUGGUCACUUGAAGAGUUAAUGAAUAUAGCUAAAAGAGGAGGAGAAAGUGGCUCACUAGUGGACAGUGAAUUUGUCUUCUUUGCCAAUGUCUCGGAUUGGUAUUCAGGUCUAAAUCGUACAGGAUGGGCAGGGACUAUAUUAUUUGAUUCAAAAAUUAAACUCAAGUGGGUCGGAGAUCCUAUCAGAACAUUCAAACCAUCAUCAAUUAUGAGAAUUCAGGUGUGCAAAAUAGUUAUUUCAUCAUUUUUAAAUGAAUACCGUUAGUUCAAUAACUAAUUGUACUAUUAACAUUUUAUUUUAAAAUAUUUAAUUCAAUUUUAUAUAAUUUGUUAACACCUUUAUUUAAAAAGUUUUUUCUGAUUGAGGGGUCCAUAAAAAUUCAUGAGCUUCUUAAAGCUUGACAUUUUUAUUACGCUUUAAAAAAAAAUCAAGUGUGCCCCCAAUUCAAAUUUUACUAUACCUCAUGCUUAAACGUGUUUCACUCUCUUGAUGAAUAUCUUAAACUGAACUUGAAAUGAUUAUAAUACUUGUUCAUUUUGUCCAGGUGGCAGUGACAAAAUAUGAUGGCACUCCUGUUGAAACUGGUGGCACUGUUACUCUAACUGAUCUCAUCACAGACAAUACAGGACAUAGUGGGCGACUCUCUGGACCUCAGACCAGAACACCCAAAAAGGGCAUUGCUGAAUUUGAGUAUACCCUUAGUGCCUCAACCCAGACGGUUUUACUCACUGUAAGUAAUUUGAAUCACAGCAAAUCUAUUGAUCAAUCAGGAUUUUUUUUUUUGGGAUGCACCCAAUAUUUGAUAAGUGCCAAACAGUGCUUUCAAAAGAUUUUUAAAUUAGUGAGCCUUUAAACAUCCAAUAAAAAUGUUCAACAACAGCAUGCAAGAGAUUAAAAAUGUUGCAUACAAAAUUAUCCAGGUAGAAUUAGUAUGUUCUUAUCAGAUAUUUUCUUGGCCUGACAGGAAUGUUCGUAAACAGCCAUAAACUAGAAUCUGAAAGUUGAAAGAAAGCCUAUUGGCUAUCAAUAUUUUAUGUGUCUGAAUGACAACUCGUUCUGUUUGUAUCAGUUAUUUGUAGUCUUUUGAUGGAUAACAAAAGACAUCUAUUCUAUGCAAUUCUAUUGUCAUUUAAUUCUAUUUAAAAAUGAGGGCAGUUAAUUCGUGUUUAACAGAUUAAUGGUGGAUUUUUUGCUUGGGAGGCUAAAAAGAUUACAAAAAUAGAAUAUAACAUUUUGAUCAAUUAAUUUUUUGUAGAAAAUCCUACACUAUUAAAAAAAAAGCAAAACACAUCAAUAAUCAUUUUUUUUAAAUUUUGCUAAUUUAAGUGGAAGCAUCCAACUGAACAUUUACCGAAUCAUUAUUACAAAAAUUGUACAUAGUGCUAAAAAUAAUGAGUAAAAAAAAUUUCAAUUAUGCAUGGGGCAUUAAUUUUACUAUCCUUGAUGUCUUUAAUAUAAAUAGAAUUACAUAAUUUUCCCCCACUUAGCUUGCAAGUUUAUUGAAAAUUCAUUGAAUUACAAUCUCUUCUGAUUUAACCAUUUUGAAUGUUAAGUAAGUUUUAGUUUUGGAACCAUUUUAAUAUUUCUAUAAAUAUAAUAUUCCUUUUGUUAUUCACUUUUCAGGCAACUUAUUUAGAUGCAAGAAAACAAUACAGUGGGGACAAUAAGAUAUACCUUGACCCCAGGUUCAACAUCGGCAACACUGCACCGAUCUCACUUCGUGCAUAUCGCUACUAUUCGCCUACCAACUCUUAUGUCACAAUCUUGACAUCCACUGAUAGUCCACAGGUACUUUAUUGAUUCUCACAUUAUUUUGUGGAUUUUAAAAUUAUGACUAGUUCCCUGAAGUCUAUUAUUUUCAAAACCAACUCUUUGUAUAAUCUAAUAUUUAAUCAAAUUAAAUAAAAGUAUUCUAGUAGAUAUAAUUUUUUGUUUUUUCUUGUACUAACUGGCGAUAAUGGAAAUUAAACCUUAAUUUUUUUUAUUAUUUUAAAAAAAAAAAAAAAUGUUUAUGAAAUCAUUGAAAAAAUAUCUAAAUUAAAGGCAUGAAAUGUAUUAAAUUGAGAGUAUAAAAAAAUAUUAAUUCAAAAUUAGAAAUGAUCCACUUUUGGACUAAUAUGUGAAUUUAAUUAAAAUAGCAAGUAUGUAACAUAAAAUUUUUUAAAAUUUUAAAAUCUGUUAUUGAUGUGGUUAAAUCCUAAAAUAAAAAUAAUGGAUGGUUCAGUAUAUUUUUAUCAGGCAUGUUGAAAAAUUUUUAUGAUAUCUGCCUCUCUACCAAUUUUUCUGGGAUAGUCCAUAACUAUAUGUAAAUAGCAUUGUGGAAACUUGACAACUGAAAACUUUUGUGAUUUUCAGAUUUUAUGGACAAUAAUUUUAAAAUAUUUCUAGAUUACAAUAAAAUAUAUGCAAUUUUCUACAUAAAAUAUGUUUUCAAUAUGUCACAGGUCAAUGAAUACAUGGUCUUCCAUAUUAAGACGAGCAACUUUGUUCCUAGGAUAUACUAUCAGGUAAACGUAACAUUAUUUUAUCUUCAACGUUGCAACAAGUUAGUUUUAAAUAAAUGCAUUUUUUUUUCUAUUUAAUAUGCUCUUUUUAUUGUUUUAAAAAAGUAAACUGUUGUGCAAAUACAAAUUUACCUGAAUUGCAUUUUGACAAUUUGUUCUAAAUAUUUCUGAGCCUUGGAGUCAUAAUUCGGUGGAUGCACAGUAAGCAAUCCAAAAGCAAUAAUAAAUUUUGUCUUUUAAUGGUAAAUUGUGCAACUUGAAAAGUUUGUAAAUCACUCGUUUAGACCUGAUUAAGGCUUAUAGUGUUUAGCAGAAGUUUUGUAUAGCAGCAGUUUUCAAGCAGUGUGUAAGCAAAAUGUAGAUAAUGCGAGGUGUGUUACAAGAUAGGGAUAUAACUAAUAAAAUUUCAGUUGUCAAAAAGUUUUUUGUGCAUUAUACUCGGCAAGUUUGACCUCAUUUGAGUUAUCAAUUACAAUAAUUAUUUAAUUUUAGAAACUAGUCAUCACAAGACAAAUUUUUUAAAUGCUAUACGGGAGUGCCACAGAAUUUUAGAAAAUAGUUUUUAGUGUGUUUGAAGAUGCAAUUGAAAACCACACGAUAAAAUUUUUUAUUUAACUUGCACACAAAUGUUUAUCACCAGAUUGUUGCACAAAGUAACAUCAUCAUUGGUGAUCAACUUGAAAUGACCUCAAGACAAAAGACCUUUGCCAUAGCUCUGUCAAGAGAGAUGGUUCCUACAGCUCGUCUUGUUGUUUACUACAUCAGACAGCCAGAGGAAAUCGUCACUGACGUAUUGAACUUCUUUGUUAAUGGAACUCGUCAAAAUCUGGUAAGGAAUUAUCUUAGAGGCCGAUUAAAUUUUGGUUUCUGCACCGAAAGUUGCUAUAAGAUCAUUUUCAGUGUCGUUUUAUUUUCUGCCGAAACAGGAAAGUUAACUUUUGGCUGAUUUGUGGUUUCGGUCGAAAGUGAUUUAGGCUUUGGUCAUCUAAUAGAAUUCCAUACUGUUACUAUAUGUAUCUGUCGCCCAGCAAUCUGAUAUCCAUUAUUGGACACAAAUGAAUAGAAAGAGAAUAAAGAACCUUUAGUAAUAUUAAAAACUAUAAUAAUUUAUUUCAAUUUUGUUUAAUUUAAAUCAUAAGCCUACACACACGUGUGCAUGUAUCACUGUUUCAUAUAAGAAUUAUGUUUUAUUAUACUAAAAAGGAGCUCAACGUUCGCAAAACUUUUUUUCAGUCUGGGUGGAAUCUAGAAUUAGCCGACCAAUUAUAAUUGGGGAUAAAUGAAAAUUUUAAAUGUCGAAAAAUAAGAACAUGUGUUUAAACAAAAAUGUAUGGGUUAACAGAGAAAAAAAGAGUUCCUUCGAGGCUUAUGUCUGGACAUUUUAGUGGGUGGUACCAUGAAACAAUCGAUAGCUUUCAGUUUAUACCAAAUAUAUCUAGGUAGCAUCGUAAUUAUAUUAUAAAAGUAAAGGACGUCCAGGGGUCUAUUUUGCAGGAAUUUUGGCCAAGUCAAAUUUUUAUCUUACUAUACUGCUUUAAAAUAGAUUUUUAACAACUAUAAAUUUCUUUUUAAUGCUAAUGGUAAAAGCCAAAGUAUUUAUUAGAUGUUUAUCUGGAGGCGCCACCCCUCUCUUAAAUUUUUUUUUUGGUUCAAUGUGAGAGGAGGAAUUUGGAAAUGGAAAUCUUUAGGUUUCAUUUUCAGCCGGAAGUCUUAUUUUGCUUUUAGUUUCUUCAGAAUUUCAUUUUUUAAUGUUUGGUUUCGACCAGUUGCAAAGAAUCCCUUUUUGUCUGUCUCUCAUUUAUCUCAGUUUUUUUUUUGUUUUUUAAAGAUCUUGUUGUAGGCUACUUUUCACUUGAAAGAAAGUGCAUCAUGUUUAGUUAUAAAAUCUAAUUUCUUUGCUAAUGAAGGACUUCAUAAUAUUUUGUUGUCACUUCUGAUAUUAAGUUUCAGCGUAAUAUUUAUGAAAUCUAUGUUAACUGAUUUUUUUUUCUUAGAAAUGCUGCCUUUUUAUGUUAAAACUGGGAUAAAUUGUUAUAAAAAUAUAAUGAUAGAUAUCUUGGGAUAUCAAAGCAUUUCCUGGCAAUUAUAAAUUUAUAUGAUAUUUAAUGUGCCUCUACAUUUAUUUUAAACAGGUGACACUUAGUAUUAACCGUGGAAAGGACUUCAGUCGGGACACCAUUGAAUUUAAUGCUUAUGCUGACCCGGGAUCUUAUGCUUCCUUCAGCGGUAUGCUGUUAGACUUAUACAGCCGAGGUCUGAGUGAUGGCAUCACAGAGAACAAGGUUUGUACUACUUUUUUUUUUAAAAUUCAUCCACUGGUUGUACACCAAUAAGGAUGAUGCUUUUAAUUAGUUUAGGGUGGUAAGAGGUCCUUCAUUUCUCAGCUGCAAAAUUGUGGCAAGUAUUGAUAUUAAGAUAAAACCAAAAUAUCCUUUGUACAACCCACAGUUCAUUAUUUUGACAUAUUAAAUAAAUUAAUCAUUUUAAGAGUAAACGGUUACAUACAAUUCAUUUACAGUGUGAGAAAGAGCUCACAUAUUAAGUCUUUUAAACAUAACUAACUACUGUUGUAAAAUUAUUUCACUAUUUAAUAAAUUGUUUAAUUAAACAGCUGAUUGAUGAGUUGAUGACUUAUGAUGCAACUACCAAUGGAAGCUAUCGCCAGUUGUGGAGAACAAGUGAUACUGAAUAUGAAUAUGUAUUUUACAAUGGACCAGAUUAUGGAAUAGAUGCUAAUACAAGUUUUCUUGUAAGUUCCCUUGAAAGUGUGCUGAGGCUUGAUGCUGAUGACAGCAGUUUUGUAACAUGUUUCAUGUUAUUUCUUGAUUAAAAUUGAAUUUAUUCAAAUAAAAUUUUAAGCAUUGAAACCACCAGCAAAGGUGAAAAGUAGGGCUUGAAAAAUGUUGUUUGUAUCACAGGUAGAUACAUAAUUUGAUAAGUAAAGCUUGAAAAAAAUAUUAUUUGUACCAUAUCGAGAUGCAUAAAUUUGGAUGUGUGGGACACAAAAAAAAAGGUAAUUUUAUAAUGAACAUUAAAUUUGUCAUUGAUUUUAGAGUGCUGGUCUGCUGGUCAUGACAGAUGCCAGGCUCCCUAGGCUUUACAGUAAGGAAAUGUCAUGUCUUCUUUACAUUCACGAACAGGAUAUUUGAAUAUUUCAAGAGAGGAUGUUUUAGUCAAAUGUCAUCAUAAAAAUGAUUAGAACCAACAUUUUAGAUCAGACGGUUCCUGUGAUUUAUGUUUAUGCUAAGUGUUAUAUAUUGUUGAUUAAAAACUAUCAAAUGAUUUUUGCAAUAAGGAUACUGGUAUACUUGAUUUAUUUAUAUUUUAUAUUUUAUUGAUACAUAUACUACGAACAAGAUUGUUUCACUCAUUAUUUUUUUUUUAAUAAAACUUUUUAGAUGAAAAGUUUUGUUCAGAUCAAAAAAACCACCCAUGUUUUACUGGCAUCGAGAGUGAGUGCUAUACAGAUGCCCAGAGGUGUGAUGGGAAAUUAGACUGCUUAAACGAUGGUGCUGAUGAAUGGGGAUGUAAGUAAUAAUAACAUUAAUGUCUAUGUUCAAAUCAUCUUUUACAUUUACAAUAUUAAAAGUUAGGUCUUUGAUAUAAUUGUAUUUGCAUAUCCAUUUUUAGUCAGGACACUUAUUGCAUUUUGAAGAAGUAAAAAAACAACAGAUUUUAAACGGAUCUUGGCCCUUCCAUUUUUUUCAAUCAAGCCUUUAAGAAAAAAAAUUAUUCAUAAUUCUCUUUGUGUUGUACAGUAAUCAAAGGCUGCAUAAAUGUUUUUUUAGGAAAAACGGAAACUAAUUGGCAAUAUUUUGGUUUUGAUUCAAUACCUGUUAUGAAGAUUUCAAAAUUUAAAGCUCUGAAUAUUGUUAAAUAAAUUGAUUUAUUAUAGUUUAUGUCACUGCAACCCUGAUUUUGGUAUGAAAAUUGUACACUCAUUGGCAUAUAUUUCUGCCAAUUAUCAUAGAGCUAUAACAUUUAUGAUUGGCACUGAAACUUUUUAUAAAUGACCACAUCCAUUUGCACAUGAUGUACCACAUAUACAGAUGCUGAAAGACGGGUUACAAAAUAGUUGUUCAGAAAUCCAAGGAUUUUUGCAAUUUUCCAACAGAAUGAAUCAAGUAGUUUAAAUAUGAUCAACAUAAAUCUAUUUCAGGUUAUUGAUUUAACACUUGGUUUAAAAAAAAUAAUUCUUUUUUUUUAAAGGUGUGUUUCCAGAAUCAAGAGAAGUCCAUAAUUCAGCCAUGGAUAGAGUGAGUAGGGUGAUGCGAUUUUAUGACAACAGUUCAUGGGCUUGGCAAGAAAUCUUUGUGAAGUGAGUACUUUUUCCAAAUAUGACAUAAAUGCUUCAUUUUUGUCAUUACCUUAAAAUUCAACUUAAUAGUGGAGCUUUUAAGCAUGCCUUUUUGUAGAUGGAGUAUUGAUUAUUUUGGCUUAUUUUCUAAUAGACCCGAUGGACGUGUUGAUUUUCGUGUGGAUGUACCCAAAUAUCCAUUGUCUUGGGUGAUAAAUGGUGUGUCUGUCAGCAGGGAGCUGGGAUUGGGUAUCAUGUUAAAACCUGUCAGGGUAAGAUACUUAGCUUUGGUUGACAAAAAAUAAACAAAUAAUCCUAUGUCAUUAUAAUUUUAUAUAAUCCUGGACCAUUGACUUAACUUGCCAUGAUGAUUUAUUUCUAAAAUGUUCAAUUUAAAGCAAAGAAUUAGUUGUAAAAAAAAUUAGCAUUUCUUAAUGUUCAAAAACAAAAUAAAUAAGAUGUCCUUUAUAUUAUGCUUUAAGUAUGAUGCUGCGCGGUAUAUGUACAUGCAAGUGGAACAUCCCAAGCAUAUUGUAAGAGGGGAGCAAAUCGGUGUCCGAGUCACUGUUUUCAAUUACUGGUAUGAUGAUGACUAUCUUGAGGUAAUUCUAUCGGAUUUGUUCUUGUAGCUAGGUUUUUGGAAGACUUUGUUUUUCUAGCAAUAUUAUAUAUCAGAUUGUUUUACUGUAAUUUUAGUUUAAUAUCUUUUCAGAUAUGUUUUUUCUCCCUAACUUUUUUGUUUGUUUUUGUUCAAGGUUUUGAUCACAAUGCAUGGAAGUGAUGACUAUGACUUUGUUACAGUGGGUGAUAUGGGAUAUGUAACUUCUUACACCCCACCAACACACAAGGGCGACCAUCAAACUAUAGUCUUUGUGAGUUGUCACUUCAGUAAAAACAAAUAAUUCAAUUAAACAUUUUUAUUUGUUAAAUUUUUAACCCAGUAAAAUCCAUUUUAACACUCUGCCAUCUAAUGUUUACAAAUGCAAUCAUGUUUUAAAUAUUCACUUCUAUAUUCAGUCUUAUGGAGAGUUUUUUGUUUAAAUUCAUAGGUCUUAACAAUUCUGUAUCGUUAUUCUAUAUUUAUAUAUUUUGUCCCCUUCCAAAUUACAGUUAGAACCUGGUGAAUCCAAAGACAUUUAUAUGCCUAUUGUUCCGAAUAAAAAUCUUGUACGGGGCAAGCUCACAUUUAGGGUAUCUGCUACUUGUUUCAUGGAGAAAGAUCAAUAUGAAGGAAUUAUGUAUGUGAAGGUAAUGAAACAUUUUUUUUUAAAAUUCAUUGCUACUGUAAAUACAUCUUUUUAGUUUUGUGUUAGCUCUUCUUUGAACUUGGCUCCUGUUAGAAAUUUUAACAAGAUAUAUCUGAAUAUCUAUUCUAAUUAUUUUCAUCAAUUAAUAAUUUAUUGAGCUGCUAGGCCUUUUUUUAAAUGAUGACAGAUCAAUGACAUAAAUGUUGAAGCUUAGUGUAAUCUCUUCAUUUUUUGUGUUUGUUUCUUUCAGCCUGAUGGAGUCAUGAAUUACUACCACACACCCUAUCUCAUUGAUUUGAUUCGUUUUGGUUCAAUUCAAAUUCCUCAAUAUGAUGUACCAGUACCUGAGCAGUUCAGAAAGCUUGAAGUCCGAGAGAAUAUGUAUGUACCACAGAGUCCCGAAGCCGUUGUAUCUUUAUUUGGUGAGUUUUUUUUGUUGCAUUUGAUUUUAUCAAAAAAGUUUUUUUUGUUCCAAGUUGGUGCAAUGGUGGUUGAAGUCUCAACUGCACCAAUUUAUGAGCAACAGUCUGCACAAUGGUUGGAGCAAAUGGUAUAUAUCUUGAAAACCUUAUUAGAAUGUGACUACUGACUUCCAAGACUACAACAAUGUCAGUUUUCUUACCAGUUUUUUUUUAUGACAGCUUUCUGUAUUUGUUUAUUUGACUUAAUCUCUGCUAUAGAUUGUUAGAAAUAUUGUUUAUUUUGAUUUGUGGAUUAUAAUGAGCAGUGCUCCUUUUUAAAAUUUUGGUAAUCUUUUUAUUUAAAUUUGUUUUUAAUGAAAAUGUUUUUGCUUUAUUUUAGGUGAUGUUGUCACACCAGGUUUCUUCCAGGACUAUCUGAAUGCAGAGAAUACCCUUUUGCGUCCAUAUGGUGGUGGAGAAAUGAUAACAUUCAACUUUGCCUACAAUUUGUUGACACUCAAGUUCAUGAAAGCGUCACAGCAGUUGGGUGAUGAACAGCUUGUGAAGUCACUGACAGAGAUGAAUAUAGGUAGUUGCAGUACUCAGAUGUUAUAACACACUCAUUUAAAGCUAUACACUGAAAACCUGGAACAGAUUCUGAAUCAAUGUUUGAUCCACAAACGUGUCCCAGUAUAGAUUAUAUUCUCUCUACAGUACAGGGCAAAAAUUUGCAAUGGUGGUUUGUGGGCUGCAUUAUUUUUAUUAAUUAAUUCAUAGCACUGGUGACCCUUUAAAUUGUAUAAAUGUUGGAGUUUUCUUGGACUGCAGUUAAACAAAAACACUUCCAUUUCAAAGAUUUUAUGAAAUAAGAAAAAACUGUACUUGUCACAAAAUGCAACAGCCAAUUAUUUAUUUAUUUAUUAUUUUUAAAAAAAAAAAAAAUAUUUUCAGUUUCCACUGUAUUACCACACUAAAACAGUGUUUUUUAAAAUUAGUAGUAAAAAACCAAAUUAAAUUUUGUUCUGGCCUAUCAUUCAUCAAUAAACAUAGUUCUAAUUCUUAGUAUUUCUUCACUUAGUAAAUCUUUUGUUAAUUUUUUUCUCUUCUUACUUAUUUUGUCCACCAUUAUGUAAGUGGGUGACACAUUUUCUGUUUUGUUGAGUUUUUUAAAAACUUUUUCACUUGGAAAUCCUGAUGAUUAACUAAGAAGUAAGAAAGCACCACUAUCAUUCAUAUUCAAUUUAUCAAUGCCUGUAAUAAUUAUGGAAGGAUGUGCUGAGGCAGGCCAAAGCCCUACAUGGGCUGUAGCGCCACAGUAAUGGAUGUAAUUAUUGUUGGGUUUAUGUUUUUGCCUAUGCCUAUACAAUACUAUUAGAAAUUAAUUUCUCUUAUUCUUUGCAGCUUUACAGCGUAUUCUCAGCUAUAUGAAUGCCACAGAUGGAUCCUUCAAGAUGUUCAGAGAUGAUACAAAACCUAGUCUAUGGUAUGGGACAUUUUGAAACAAUAUGACAAAUCCAAUACCGAGGAGUAGAGAAGAGACAUUGGAUAUUUAUUAUUUUUAUUAAAAGAAAAAAAAAUUAAUUUUAAUACAGUUGUUAAGUACCUGUUAAGUUCUUACAUCAAGGUUAACAAUUAGUGAAAUUUUGGUGAAUGAAAGGAAAACAAUUAAGUAUUUCUGCUUAUAAAAAUGUCAUUAUUUUGUCUCAGGCUGACGGCUUUUGUUGCCAAAAUUGUUCAUGAUGCUAACUUUGGGGAGUGGGAACGUGAUCUAUUCAUUCCUCGAGAGCUGAUAAAUAAAGUUGUCAGCUACAUUUGUUCAAGGCAGAAUGAGUCUGGUGCAUUUGUUCCUGAUGAAAAUGAUGCAACAUAUGACAGAAAAAUGGUAAGUUACUUAAAACAAUGGAUUAUAAAGAAAAUACGUCCUUCAUAAUUGUGUAAGACAUCAGAAUGAUGUUAAACAAUUUGCUUUGAAGUACUUGAUUAUAUUACAUUUGCGAAAUUUUAAACCUUUUAAAACACUUCUCAUGAGCUUUGUUUUUAUGUUUGAUAAAUUUCAAUUGUUGACAUCAAAUCUAUCUCUCCGCUUAUACUAAUAUAUACUAAUACUAAAGUCAAAAUUCAAACUAGGCUCACAAAAAAUUAAUUUGUCAUAGUUGGUGGAUUUGCUUAAAAAUGUCAAAAUAUGUCUUAAUAAAAUGUCAUAAUUCAAAUUUAAAAUUUAAUAUAAUUACCAAGGAUGGAAGGAAAAAAUUUAAUUAAGAUAAUGAGAUUUAAAAUUAAAUCAUAAAUGAGGAAAGGUCUCCCUUAUUCGACUUUCUGGUUACAAAUUUUCCAUAUUUUAUAAGUUUCUUAUUUUCCAUAUUUUAAAAGUUUCUAAUUUUCCAUUUUUACAAAUUUCUUAUUAUAAUUUUUACUUUUUAAAAAUGCUCUUAAAAUCCAUUUCUAAAAAUAUGUAGUAAAUGGUAUUUAAAAAAUGCAGUAAAAAAUGUAGUCAUUCGAGCUGUAUCUUGAAUAAUCAUCCAUCCAUCCAUCCAUUCAUCCAUCCAUCCAUCCAUCCAUCCAUCCAUCCAUCCAUCCAUCCAUCCAUUCAUCCAUCCAUCCAUCCAUCCAUUCAUCCAUCCAUCCCUCUGGCGCUACAGCCCAUGUAGGGCUUUGGCCUGCCUCACCACUUCCUUCCACUCAGACCUAACUAAUGCCUUUCUUUUCCAUGCUUGGACUUUCAGCUGCUGUAGAUCUUUUUCUACAUGAUCUAUCCACCUAAGCCUAGGUCUGCCUUUGAGCCUUUUUCCUCUAGGGUAUUGGUGAUGCACCCUCUUUGUUCCUCUGUCAUUUGGCAUUCUCUCUAGGUGUCCUGCCCAGCGUAGCCUGCCUUAAUAAUCAAAUUCAUCUAAAUUCAAACCAUUUAUUGUGCAGGCUUUUUAAUUUAGUAGGUCUCUAAGAUGGCAUGGUCAAUUUUUUAUGCAUCUAUUAAGAAAAUUGAAGCUUAAAUUUCAUAAAUAAAAAAAAAUACUGGACUCUGGUGAAAAAAUGUAUAUUAUUUGCUCUUAUAUUGUUUAAAAUUUUCUUGUUUUCAUUUAGACAUCACUAGAAAGUCUGAGAGGAGACAAACUUCAUUCUCACCCCAUUCCUCUCACGGCCUACGUCUACAUAACCUUACAUGAAACGACUGAUGUGUCUGAGGUAAGUUUGAUAAAAGCUGCACUGAAUGUAUCUGCAGGGAUUUAUGUAAAAAUAAUGAUUGUGUGGGGUAAACAAUCAUUGUAAUGAACUCACAACUAAUUUUUUUUUUAUUCUCUAUUUUCCCUCUCAGGAAGCUGCAGCUUGUGUGGACACUGCGAAGAGAAAGGCUGCUAAAUACCUGUUUGAAAAUGUUGAUAACAUUCAGGAAGUGUUCCACAUGGCUAUCACAACAUAUGCACUCACCCUUAGCCAGUAUAGGAGUCCAUUCGAAAAGCUAUGGAGCAUGAGAAGGAAUGACUGUAAGUUAAAUGCUUUAUCUCACUUCUCAUAUUAGACAUGCAAUAAUUCAGGAAUUUUAAUCUUGAAUCUAAGCGUUGUGAUGAAAUACUAAUUUAACAAUUUGAAAAAGGGGCUAAGUAUUCUAUCCCCUAAUUAUAAUCAGUUGAUUUUUAAAAGAACUUACUGUUCUGUGUUGUAGGAAAAUAAUAUUUUUGUGUGUAGCUCAGCAGAAGAAGAUACGUUUUAUACAUUGAAAUUUUAUUUAAUGUCUUGACUCUUUGUGCUCUAAUUCCAGCUGACUUUGUGUACUUUGCUGAGGAUGUUGUUUAUGAAAACCCGUCUGACUUCUUGAAUAAUGUGCGCUAUCUCAAACCAAGGCAGGAGUUGAUGAACGAUGCCUAUUCUGUACAAUCAACUGCAUAUGCUCUGAUGGCCCACAUAAAUAACAACAAGGCCUUGAAGUAUGAACGUGAGAUGAUGAUGGCUUGGCUCAACACAAUGAGGAACUCUAUCGGUGGCUUCGCUUCCACACAAGUACUUAAAUCAUUUAAAUCAUUUAUUUUAUGUAUAAUAUAAUCUAAAUAAACUAAACAUUGCUUUAAUGAUCAUGGGCAUGGGCGCCCGCAGGUAGGGGCAGGGGGGGGGGGGGCACUUCCCCCCCUGGAUUUAUUGGAUAAAAAUUUUUUAGACAAAAAUAGACAAAAAAUUUAUUAAAGUAAAGAGAAAAUAAAGAGAAAGUAACUAAGCUGCUGUCCUGUCGGUUCGUUCACCAUACAAAUACGCUACAGUAAAUUAAAACUAUAUUAAAACAUUACUAAAAAAAAUUAUCAUGGGCGUCAUGAAUUUGGGUGGGGGUGGGGGGUGGGGGGAUCUAGUGAAAUUAUAAUGAAACUGAGACAUACUUUUAUUACUUCUAUGUGUAGUUCCCUUUAUAAUUACCGUAACUAACUUCAGAUUUAAAAUGGUGGGGGGGGGGUGGGUAUGUUGAUACACUUUCUUUAACAUUGGAUUUGCAUAUAAUCAGAGUAAAUCUGAGCACUGAUUGAAAACUUCUUACAAUUGCAAAUAAUAUCGUAAGAAUUCAAACAGUUAAUAUUUAAAGAUGUAGCUUAUCUCCUUUUGCAAUUUUUACAUCAAAAUGUUAAAAGCAUUAAAACUAUGCACACAGACAUUGUGAUCAUACAUAUGUAAAUAAAUACGUAACUGCUUGUUCCAGGACACCAUCCUUGCAAUGGAGGCCCUUUAUAUGUUUACUCAAGUGGACCCCCAUCGAAAUGUGUAUGACCUCAAAACAACUGUUGAGUCUACGGCCUCACCAAACUGGCAAGUGAAUUUCAAUCUGAAGAAAUUGGACUACAUUAAUCUGAAGACAUUUAGUGUAAGUUUUGAAAACGUUCAUUAGUUUGUUAGCAAAUAAUUUAUAAUUUUUUACAAUGCUACAGUAGAGGUUCUAUAAUUAUUGUUUGCAUAAUAAUGAUUGCCUGUAAUUCAUGUAUAUGUAUCAAGUUGUAUAUAUAUGUAUCAGACGUGUAUAAUUUGUAAGGGUUAACCUUGUAAAUCCAAGGUAAGGUUUCUUAAUAUUUCAUGGGGGGGGGGGGGGUAUAUGUAGUUUUUGGUUUUAAUCCAAUAAAUUUGAAUUGAUUAAAUGUGCAUAAUUCCUUUGUUUCAUUCCUUUGUUUUUGUUAAGAAUAAGUGAUUAAAAAAAAGUUAUCCCAAGUAUUGCUUGUAUGUUUAUCAAUAACAAUAAUUUUGUGUGUUUUGUUUAGCUUCCCAGAGACCGUGUUUGGGGUUUUAUUGUGCCCAACUCCCAAGGAACUGGCAGAGCUCUGCUGCAGGUGACUAUUUAACUCAAGAGUUAACUAGGGAGAAACUUUUUGUUUACAUUUACUACAGUGUCCAUUUCAGGCAAGGUUGAGAACUUAUCAUCAAAAUAUUUGUUUAAAACAGCAAGCUGUGUUUAUGCUUGAUUUCAGUCAACCCAUGUUCAGCAAUUUCAAAUUAAUCUAAUUUGAAGGAUUAUAAUGGAUGAAAUAUCUUGUUUCACUAUUUAUAAUCUAAUGAAAUAGAUGCCUCUUCGAUUGAUCUCUUUUGCAAAUAUCUGUUGGGAGUUUUUAUAAUUGGAAAUGGGAAAAGAAGACAGCAUAUCAACAAAAACUUCCAUUUUGAAAAUAAUCUCAUCUCAAUUAAUACAGAAGGUUUAUCUAUAUAAAAAAAAAAAGAAUUUGAAGAAAAAAAAAGGGUACAAUUAUUUCCUUGUUGAUUUAUAUCUUAAAUUUUAACUAUAUCACAAAGACAACUGUUUUCGUAAUGCUGGUUUAACGAAGUACAGAAUCAUUUUUCGAUUCUAAUUUGAGGCUAAUUUCUCUUUUCACAUAUUUCAAAAUUUGAUAACAUAUGUAUGGUACCAACAAAAUAUUUAUUAACAUGCACUGUUUGGCUUAGUCUUAAGGCAAUAUUUCUUAGGGGCCUUUCUAUUUUGUAUUUCCCCACAAAAAAAAGCCUUAAAAUUGUUUUAAUGAUUUAUUUACAUAUUCAUAUAUUGUAAACACAUUUUCUCUGUAGUACUUAAUUUCCUUGUUGCCAUGUUGCGCCCUUAAUAAUAUAAAAAUAUGAACAAUGCUGUUCUCUCAUCCAGCUAACGACCACAGUAAAUGUAGAGUACAUGUGGCUUCAGAAACAACCGAUGCGUGAAGGUAAUAACUUCGGGUCAGAUCCAAUCAAAUUCUUUGACCUCAUCGUUGAUGAACUCAGGUUCAGUGGCAGAAACGACUCCAUUAUGGAAAUGACUAAUUGUGUCAGGUUGGUGUUUAAUCUCUGAACUCUCAGACUACCUUAGUAUUGCUAGUAUUCUAUUGACAAUUAUUGCUUUAAUUUUAGGGAAAUUAAAAUGUUGACAAACAAUGCCUAAUAGAUAAUGUAUAACACAUAGAAACUAAUAGUAAAGAAUAAAAGUAUAAUAAAGUUCUGUUAUGAGAACUCUAAUUUUUUAAUUUUUAUGUGCUUUAGCUGGCUUUAUGAAGAAAAGAGUAAGACCUCAGGUUUAGCUGUCCUUGAGGUGGAUAUCCCCACGGGCUAUGUGGUUAUGAAUGACACGCUGCGAGAUUAUGUCCGCUCUGGUGUUGUUCCUAACUUGAAGAGGGCAGAGCAUUAUGACAGAAAAGUCAUCUUUUACUUUGAAUACGUAAGUGGUAUAAAUAUUAGGAAAAAAAAAUGGUUCUAUGUACUUUGAUUUGUUUGUUUUUUUAUUAAACCCUUGCUUUCUAUAUAAGUUAAUCCAUAUAAAAGGAUGGUAUCUGUGUCGGAGGGGGCAUAAGCCUUAUGUAUUAUAAAUUGAAAAUAUAAAUAUUUGAAAUGCUUGUUAUCUUUCGGUAACAUAAAUAUGAAGAAUUUAGGAACUGCUUUCUUUUUCAGCUGGACGCAAGCAAAACAUGUGUUUAUUUCCGUGCAGACCGCUGGUUUCCUGUAGCCAAUGCCACUAUUCAACAUCGAAUGAGGGUGUUUGACUAUUAUGAACCUGGUACAACUUUCUUUUCAAGUUAUUUUUGUUUACAAGCGUGACUACCCUUUAACAUUUUAAAGUGUUUAACUGACAUUUCAAAACCUUUUGUUUCCAUUUCAGGGUCACUCUUUAUUUGCCGUUAACUUUAAAUUUCAUAAAUUGAAUCCUAUAUAUAAACAAUAUUCACAUCUCCGCUCCUCCACUACCCUAGGUACUUUUCCAGAACACCACAAUUUUCAAAUCUAAAAAAAAAUUUUGCAUUUGUUGUUUGUGUUUUUUUUGUCAAGCGAUUUUUUAAUUUUGGUAUUUAAUUUAGGUCAACUAAGCCUAAAAUGCAGAUGGAAAGGAAAAACUGGGGGGGGGGGGGGGAGGGUCCAAGUGCUAGAAUCAUGGUUACUUCAAAAAGAACACAGUCCUUCCCAUGUUACACUAGUUCUUAAGUUAAAUGACAUGACUGUCAAGAGUAGAAGCCAGUGACUAAAUGUAUCUGCUUAUAAACACACACAAAAAGACACUUCAGAAAAUUGAUUUCUAAUUUAUUGAUUUAUUGUCAUCUAAUUCUCUGGUAUAAAUUAUCAAUUACCUUUUCUAUCCUCAGGAAUGCACAACACGACCAUGUACACAACUCGAAACUUGUUCCUUCUCAACAUAUGUUUUGUGUGUGGAUCCUAUCAGUGCCCGUACUGUCCUUACUUUAAUACGGCAACAAUCGCCAGUGCUGGUGUCAGCGUAUUUUUACUGCUGGCUUCAGUUUUUGUGGUACAGAGGUUAUUACUCAGGAACAGAUAAUUCAUUGGCUAGUUUGAUUGUUGUGUGACCUUUAGGCUGACAGAGAAAAUGAUUUGAUUGAACUGUUAAUGCAAAACUAUUUUUGUUUAAAUUUUUUAUUAUUUUUUUUACAAAAAUAUUGUUUUGCCCAUUUGCCCUGGAUAGUUUUUAUAAUGUUUCAUCAUCCAUUUAAAAAAUAGCAAUAGUUCGUCUUUAUAAAUUUUUUAUUGAAAUCUUUAUUUCAUAAAUUAUUUGAGAAUCUCACAAGUGAUCUUUACAUCCAAGGUGAUAAUUUAAUAACAGACGCUAGAUGGAAGAUGGUAUUUCUGUGGUUAUUUAAUGCUUCCAUGAAGAAACCAUCAGUUGUUGAUUUAAUGACCAAUAAUUGCAAAUUAUUGCAUAAAUCGAGAGUAAAACAAUUAUGAUUGGCUAUAUACAGCUGGUUAUCCUUAGCAAAUCUCCUGAUGUAAUGUGUGUGCUCUAUGAAAUUUUCAUUUUGUACCUGCAAAAAAAAUUUACAACCAUUAAGUUGUUUCUUUAAAUAUUCUGAUGGCAGCAGGUCAGUUUCACUUGGGAAAAACAUAUCAAAUAAAAAUAACUUGUUAAUGCUUUUAAUUGGUUUACUCAGAAUUUGAGCCACUAAUAUGUGUUUAAAAAAAAAAAGAGAAAAAAAAAAAAUAUGUCAAGGUAAAUAUUUGUCCACUUUGAAAUUUAUCAAAUUUACUGCAGCAUAAAGUACGUUGAUUGUUGUCAUUAACUUUCAAGCACAUAUCACUUUUUUUUUCUUUUGAAUACAUUAGAAAACAAUGGGAUUGGUGCGCAAUAUGUGCACAGUCUAUGUUCUUAAAACAGUGAAGAUUAUUCUUUGUUAUCAAUACAUUCCAUAAUAAUUUCUUCAUGUAUUCAUGUACAUAGUGACUGUAUAAAAUAUAUUUUGUAUAAUGUUUACAAUAAGUACAAUUCCUUAGAUAAAAUAUAAUUAUAUGGAAAAUGUGUGUAAGUUGAUGGAUUUAGUGUUGAGCGUACCUGUAUAAAAGUUGACAGAGUAUCAUAAUGACCAGCCUUGUUAAAAUGUGUCCAUUAAAUUGUUGAAUUCAUUCUUUUUUAAAGCGGAUUUGUACAUAAAUAUGAACAUUUACCAAAAUCAGAUCUGAAGAUAUUGUUAUAUCCAUUUCAUAUUGAUGCACGCAUGGAGUUGUAGGAAAGAUGGUGAAAUUACAUAAUUGUGUUUCUAUCUUGGAGGAUUGCACAAAUCCAUUUCUCCCAGUGAGAGUGUAACCAGUUAAAAAGGUGAAUUUAAAUGAAAUGUUGUCAUGGUGAAUAAAAGGGGCCGAAAUCUGUAAUUUGACACACUGUUGGUGUAAGCGCCCCUUGAAUAGUUUUCUCUACUUGAGGCAGCUAUGCAACAAACAGUUUUUUUUUUUAUUUAAGUACUGUAAAUAGCUCAAUUAACUAUGUACAGAUUUUUUUUUACUAAAGUUUUAGGUUGAAGUGAACCACUUUUUUGAAAUUUUAAUGGAUAAGCUGUCUUUAUAAAAAAAAAGAUAUUGUGUUUUAAAUAUUGACAUGUAUAUACUAGAAUAAAAUGCCUUUCCCAAUUUUCAGUUAUAUUUAGAAAUAUUUCAUUUAGCAUUACAACACUAAAGUUUGUGUUCGUUUAGUGUUACAUGAGAGAUUCGAACCCAUUUUUACAACAUUCUUUUAAUAUUGAAACCAAAUAUUAAAACUAGAACUUCAAAAUUAAAAAGAUCUAUGAUCUUAUUUCUUUAAAAUAAUAGGAACAAGGGAGAUUUUCUUGACAAUAUUGUGCCAAAUUUUGGGCAUCACUUUCUCGUGGAUGUAUUUGAAUCAGAAACGUAUUUUGUUGCUAGCAACCAUAAAAGCCUAUAUUUUGCAAUUUACAUUUCUCUAUACAUUCUCUAAUUCCCUGAUUUGUAUGAAUAACUAAAAAAAUAAAAUGCAG